GUAGACGACGUCUGAACGGCUGCGGGAAUAUAAAAGCAAAAAUGAGUGUUACAGAGAUAUGCGAGAACACGAAGAUGGGGCGUGAAUACGCCCUCCUUGGAAACUAUGACACUUCGUUAGUGUACUACCAAGGAGUGCUUCAACAGAUCCAGAAACUCCUGAUGAGCAUCAGAGAGCAAGAGCGUAAACAUCAAUGGCAGAAGGUGAAGACAGAUCUUGCUAAAGAGUAUGAACAUGUUAAAGAUAUCAGCAAAACCCUGAAUGGUUUUAAGACGGAUGCAGUUGAGCCUCCUCCAAGCAGCGCUCCAGCUUAUAGGGCCCCAGCACCUUACUCCAAGCCACAAGAGCCAGCUAGAGAUCCUGAUGUAUGGCCACCACCAACACCAGUGGAACACAGACCAUCACCCCAAUAUCAACGAGGAGCUCGCAAGGAACCCCCACGUCGGUCUGAUCCAAGUAAGCCAUCCAAUCGAGUCUCUGGAAGGGACCCUCCACGCCCCUCAGGUGGGCGUGGUCCGUCUCAGGGCAACGCAGAUAGACGAGGCGACCAAAGAGGGAGAGGUGGUGGAAGGGAUGAAAAAAAAGUCAACAGGAAAGAUCGAGAUGCUAAGGGGUCCGAGGAAGGAGAUGAGAAGAAGUUUGAUCCCGCUGGGUACGAUAAAGACUUGGUGGAGAAUCUUGAACGAGAUAUUGUACAGAAGAAUCCAAAUGUCCACUGGGCUGACAUUGCUGGCUUGACGGAAGCAAAGAGACUUCUAGAGGAGGCUGUGGUUCUACCACUCUGGAUGCCAGACUAUUUCAAGGGAAUCCGAAGACCAUGGAAGGGCGUCCUUAUGGUUGGUCCGCCAGGCACUGGCAAAACCCUCUUAGCUAAAGCAGUGGCCACUGAAUGCGGCACUACAUUCUUCAAUGUCUCCUCCAGUACACUCACGUCCAAGUGGCGUGGUGAGUCUGAGAAAUUGGUGCGUUUGCUCUUUGAAAUGGCACGUUUUUAUGCACCCAGCACAAUCUUCAUAGAUGAGAUAGAUUCCAUUUGCAGCAAGAGGGGUUCCAGUUCAGAGCACGAAGCAAGCAGGAGGGUCAAAUCAGAACUUCUUAUUCAGAUGGAUGGUGUAACUGGAGCUACAGGUGGAGAAGACAGCACUAAAACAGUCAUGGUCCUAGCUGCUACUAACUUCCCUUGGGACAUUGACGAGGCGCUAAGACGUCGACUCGAAAAGAGAAUCUACAUUCCUCUCCCAUGCCCUGCUGGUCGUGAGCAACUCUUGCACAUCAACACUCGUGAUGUUCCGCUGGAGGAUGGUAUUGAUAUGAAGAGUGUUGCUGAAACACUUGAAGGAUACUCUGGUGCUGACAUUACCAACGUCUGCAGGGAUGCUUCCAUGAUGGCCAUGCGGCGUCGCAUCCAAGGUCUGCGCCCAGAGCAGAUCCGGGAAAUCCCCAGGGAAGAGCUGAACCUACCUACCUCCAUGGAAGACUUCAAGGAGGCAAUCAAGAAGGUCAACAAGACAGUCGGGAAAGACGACCUUGUUAAGUAUGAGAAGUGGAUGGAGGAAUUUGGCUCUGUGUAAAAUGCAGAUCAUUUAAGUCGGUGACGGGUGUUUUAGAACAGGAGCUUGAUUUCCCCUCAUCAUGCAUUGAGAUAUAGGAUGUCCAUUUUUCAUUCAAACGCUGUACUCCAGUUAAUGUACAUACUGAGAGGUUCUUUUAUUUUACCUUCAAGUGACUUACAAAACAGUGUCUUAUGUUAAGGGAUUUUCUUUUUACUACUUUACUUUUGAAUUACAAAAAGUGCCCCAAACUGGCCAUAAAAAAUGAAGAGUAUUAUUUUUGAUUUCCGUUUUAUUAGUCUUAUAGAAGUUCACAUAUGCAGUGUUAUUUAUUUAUAUAUUCCAAUUUUCUGUGGAACAUGGAAGAAUCAAAAUCCAGUAAUAAAACUAAGCCUUAAAUACAAUCUUUCUGUGUAAAGUUAAGUAUCAGUGUUUUUACAGAAACUGUUCCACUGUACGGUUAAAUGCAUUGGUCUACUGUGACCCUUAAUUGUGAAUAGCGCCCUCUUGUGUUUUCUUGUACGACUAAAUAAUUAUGACCCAUAAUUGUAAAUUCCGCCCUCUUGUGGUGGUAGACAGUAACACUUGCCAACUGUUGAUGUGCUUCAAUAAUAGGACCAUACAUGUACCAGGUUUGUGCUUGGUAUUAUCAUUCCAACCUUAAAAAUAGCCCUCAUAUGUAUGAAUGGUGUCACUUUUGACAAUCUUGGUAAAUUCUUUUCUGGGAACUUGAAGGUCUUACAAUUUUAAAUACUGAUUAAUAAGAAAGGGAUCAAAAAUGAAUAUCCACCAUGCCACAAAGUUCUCAGAUUUGGUUAAAUGUCAAACUAACUUACUAAAAUCGUUUGAAACUAAUUCAAUCGUUUAACAUAGAGGGACAUUUUAGUAAUUGAAAAUGUAUAAAAGAAUGGUCGGUUAUUUAAAGGCAGUGGCACUAUUGGUAAUUACUCGGGAUAAUUAUUAGCAUAAAACUUUACUUGGAGACGAGUA
This is a messenger RNA of Asterias rubens (European starfish), 2540 nucleotides long. RefSeq names its product katanin p60 ATPase-containing subunit A1-like. Gene Ontology annotation, biological process: microtubule severing. Gene Ontology annotation, cellular component: microtubule cytoskeleton. The coding region runs from base 42 to 1571 and encodes 509 amino acids. Gene Ontology annotation, molecular function: microtubule binding; ATP hydrolysis activity; ATP binding. The transcript is spliced from 11 exons. NCBI's taxonomy places the organism in Eukaryota, Metazoa, Echinodermata, Asteroidea, Forcipulatida, Asteriidae. The record is from RefSeq and is a predicted model, not a curated record.